UGUUUUUUGGGGUUUUUACUGGUUUUUGGACUGCCCCCGCCUCGGGACAAGCGUGCGGGAGUGGGGUACAGCCGGGCCCCCCCGGCGCCUCCUCGCCCAAGUGAGCCUCGGACUGCUGCCCGAAGAACCGGCUCGCCCAGCACCUUUGCCACUUCUCCUCCUCCUCUUCCUCCUCCUCCCCCUGGCCCUCCCGUCCUCCUCCCUCGCCCGAGGACAGCGGGACUCCCUCCGAUGCCGCUCGGCAGGCUCAGCGCUCGCAGCCAGCCUUGCCGGGGGCUCUCCUGAUCUCCGUGGAGCUCCGCAGCGCUCGCCCCGGUGGUUUUGCUCCCCCCCAUCCCUCCUCUCCACCCACCCCUUCCCCCUUUUCGCCUUGUCGGGUGUGUUUUUUGCCUGUUGGAAAAGUCCCCGCUGCCCAGGAUGGGGGUCGGUGGGUGCUUAGCCCUGCCCUGGAGGUGCCUGGUCGUCCUCUGUCUCAGGCUGCUCUUCCUUGUGCCCGCAGGAGUGCCCGUGCGCAGCGGAGAUGCCACCUUCCCCAAAGCCAUGGACAACGUGACAGUGCGGCAAGGGGAGAGCGCCACGCUCAGGUGCUCCGUGGACAACCGAGUCACCCGAGUGGCCUGGCUGAACCGCAGCAGCAUCCUCUAUGCUGGCAAUGACAAGUGGUGCUUGGACCCUCGGGUGGUGCUCCUGGCCAACACCAAGACCCAGUACAGCAUCCAGAUCCAGGAUGUGGACGUGUACGAUGAGGGCCCCUACACCUGCUCCGUGCAGACAGACAAUCACCCCAAGACCUCGCGCGUCCACCUCAUCGUGCAAGUGUCUCCAAAAAUCACCGAUAUCUCUCCUGACAUCUCCAUCAAUGAGGGCGGCAACGUCAGCCUCACCUGCAUAGCCACGGGCAGGCCAGAUCCAACAAUCACCUGGAGACAUAUCUCACCCAAAGCCGUGGGCUUCAUCAGCGAGGACGAGUACCUGGAGAUCACGGGCAUCACGCGGGAGCAGUCGGGCGAGUACGAGUGCAGCGCCUCCAACGACGUCUCAGCGCCCGUCGUCCAGCGAGUCAAAGUCACCGUCAACUACCCACCGUACAUCUCGGACGCGAAGAGCAGCGGGGUGCCAGUGGGGCAGAAGGGCAUCCUGCUGUGUGAAGCCUCCGCCGUCCCCUCCGCCGACUUCCAGUGGUACAAAGAUGACAAGCGGCUGGCUGAAGGACAGAAAGGGCUGAAAGUGGAGAACAAAGCCUUCUUCUCCAGACUGACUUUCUUCAACGUCUCUGAGCAGGACUAUGGGAACUACACCUGUGUAGCCUCCAACCAGUUAGGGAACACCAAUGCCAGCAUGAUCCUCUAUGAAGAGACAACUACCGCUCUGACACCCUGGAAAGGCCCCGGCGCGGUGCACGACGGGAACAGCGGCGCGUGGCGACGAGGAGGCUGCGCGUGGCUCCUGCUCCUCCCGCUCGCCCAACUCGCCCGCCAGUUUUGACCCGAGAGCCGGCCCGCGGAGCAGCGGCGGCGACGACCACGGCCAGCGAGAGAGCAAGCAGAAAGGAGAGGAAGAAGAAGAAGAAAAUGAAGAAG
Messenger RNA from Manacus vitellinus (golden-collared manakin), 1580 nucleotides. Its product is annotated as protein CEPU-1. The record is from RefSeq and is a predicted model, not a curated record. The transcript has 8 exons. Gene Ontology annotation, cellular component: neuron projection. The coding region runs from base 418 to 1485 and encodes 355 amino acids. Lineage: Eukaryota; Metazoa; Chordata; Aves; Passeriformes; Pipridae.